Molecule: messenger RNA, 3130 nt
Organism: Oncorhynchus tshawytscha (Chinook salmon)
Lineage: Eukaryota; Metazoa; Chordata; Actinopteri; Salmoniformes; Salmonidae
Product: peroxisome proliferator-activated receptor gamma, coactivator 1 alpha
Exons: 13
Coding region: 154-2988 (944 amino acids)
Biological process (GO): positive regulation of transcription by RNA polymerase II
Cellular component (GO): nucleus
Molecular function (GO): transcription factor binding; RNA binding
Source: RefSeq, a predicted model, not a curated record
UUUGUCAUGUGAUGGAAGCAGUUGUAAGACAGGUACCCUCAGUUCAUUCUCGGUAAGGGGCAGUAGCCUGUGCGAGAGCGAGUGGAGCGCGAGUGGAUUUCUUUUUGCCUGAUUUCUUUUUUUGUUUCUUUCGGAUCGUCAUUCAGUGCCUGGAUGGCGUGGGACAGGUGUAACCAGGACUCGGUCUGGAGAGAAUUAGAGUGUGCUGCCUUGGUUGGCGAAGACCAACCUCUCUGUCCGGACCUCCCCGAACUCGACCUCUCAGAGCUUGAUGUCAGUGACCUGGAUGCGGACAGCUUCCUGGGCGGGCUCAAGUGGUACAGUGACCAAUCAGAGAUAAUUUCCAGUCAAUAUGGCAACGAGGCUUCCAACCUCUUUGAGAAGAUAGAUGAGGAAAAUGAGGCCAACUUGCUGGCAGUGCUUACAGAAACGCUGGACAGCAUCCCAGUGGACGAGGACGGAUUGCCUUCGUUCGAGGCCCUGGCAGAUGGGGACGUGACCAAUGCCAGCGACCAGAGCUGUCCCUGCACCCCCGACGGUUCGCCGCGCACCCCCGAACCAGAGGAGCCCUCCUUGCUGAAGAAGCUCCUUCUGGCACCCGCAAACUCCCAGCUCAGCUAUAAUCAAUACAUAGGCGACAAGGCACAAAACCAUGCAGCCAGCAACCACCGGAUCAGACCAACACCUGCUGUUGUCAAGACGGAGAUCUCCUGGAACAGCAAGCCGAGGGGGGGCUGUCCGCAGCAGAGCCGUCUAGUGAGGCGCCCGUGCACCGAGCUGCUCAAGUACCUGACUGCCACCGACGACAUCCUACUCCAGACCAAAGCCAGCGACGCCAAGAGCGCCUGGGGGGGUGGUGGCAAAGACAAGGGCGGCCUGCUGGGUGCCUCCUCCUCCACCUCCUCGUCGCCGUCCUCCUCCUCCACCUCCUCCUUCUCCUCCCUCUCCUCCUCCUCCUCUAUCGCCUCCAAGAAGAAGUCGUCCUCGUCGUCCGUCGUGUCGCAACAGCAGCAGCAGCAGCAGCAUCACCAGCGAGCCAAACCAACCACCUUGCCACUUCCUUUGACCCCAGAGUCUCCAAAUGACCACAAGGGAUCACCGUUUGAGAGCAAAUCCAUUGAACGCACAUUGAGUGUGGAGAUCUCUGGAACCCCAGGUCUGACACCACCUACCACGCCCCCCCACAAAGCCAGUCAAGAGAACCCUUUCAAAGCAUCACUCAAAACCAAGUUGUCUUCAUGCUCCUCGUCUGCCCUGGCGUACAAGAGGGUUCGGCUGAGCGAGGCGGGCCCCUGCGGCCCCCCAGCCCUAACCCCGACCCUAGGUGGGGGUCCCUCCAGGAAGGGCCCCGAGCAGACUGAACUGUAUGCUCAGCUGAGCAAAGCGUCCACUGCCCUCCCCAACUCGGUGGUCACCGCAACGACAGGGGGUUGCCAGGAGGAGCCCCGCGGCUUCAGCGACCACGACUAUUGUCAGUCGCCGGCGGCCAGCACAAAACGGGACGCUGACGCUAAUGCGGCUAACGCAGCUUAUGCUACUGUUACCAUGACGACUACUACGACAACCCCUCUGAUGCCCAAUCCGGUCAUGGCGGAGGACAGGCAUGUGAAAUGUAAGGACUCAGCCAUGCCACCCUCCUCCUUUUCUUCUUCCUCCUCCUCUUCUACAUCUUCUCCUACAUCUUCAUCCUCUUUGGCCAAGCAGCUGCAGCAGAGCUCUUACCCUGUGGCUACGGAGGCUCGGGGGCAGGGUGCUCGGGGACAGGACCGGACCCCCACCACCCAGACAAGAGCACCCCCACCACAGACCCUAGAUGGGGAUCAGCAUUCCACCAGCAGGAAGCAGCCCCUGCGAGACCAGGAGAUCCGGGCGGAGCUCAACAAGCACUUUGGCCGCCCCCAGCAAGCCAUUUACAGCCAGGGUGAGAAGGGGGGGGAGUUGGUGGUGGAGGAGGGGGGGCAGGGAGGAGGGGAGAAGGUUGUCGCCCCGCAGGCGUCCGAGGAGAACCCUGCUGGGGACGAGUACUACUGCAAGCUCCCUGGUUCUGGUUCUACUGGGUACCUGCACCCGGGUCUCCCGCCCUUCCACGAGGAACUUGAGCUCCAGGACCGUGGCGUGGAGGGGCGCUACCUCUACCCCUGGGAGGGCACCCCCCUGGAAAUGCUUUUCGAGUCCUGCUCGCCGUCCUGCUCGCCGUCCAGCUGCUCCCCCUCACGGGGCUCCGUCUCACCCCUCUCCUCGCUCCUCCUCUCCCCCAGACACUUUGUCUGGCCCCGUUCGGGCUCCCCCUCCUCCCGUUCUCGCUCCCGGUCCCGCAGUUCCUCCUCCCACCACCGGAGGCGCUCCCUCUCCAGCUCACCCGACGGACGCACCUCCUCCAGGCCUCGUCACAACAUGGACUCCAGCACUUACCGAUCCAGGACCCACAAAAGCCCUCACUCGCAGUCUCGAUCUCAGUCCAGAUCCCCCCUCAGCCGCAGGCCAAGGUACGACAGCUACGAGGAAUACCAACACGAGCGUCUGAAGCGGGAGGAGUAUCGCCAGGACUACCAGAAGAGGGAGUCCCAGAGGGCCGAGCAGAGGGAGAGGCAAAGUGAAAAAGCAAUACAGGAGGAGAGACGGGUGGUGUACGUGGGGAGACUGAGGUCCGACAGCACGCGAACCGAGCUAAAGCGGCGUUUUGAAGUCUUCGGCGAGAUCGAAGAGUGUGCCGUGAACCUGAGAGAUGACGGGGACAAUUUUGGUUUCAUCACCUACCGCUACACUUGUGACGCCUUCGCUGCCCUUGAAAACGGACACACCUUGCGCCGGUCAAACGAGCCCCAGUUCGAGCUGUGCUUCGGUGGACAAAAGCAGUUCUGCAAAUCGAAUUAUACAGACUUGGAUUCCCAUUCUGACGACUUUGAUCCAGCCUCCACUAAAAGCAAGUAUGACUCCAUGGAUUUUGACAGCUUGCUGAGAGAGGCCCAGCGCUGCUUGAGAAGGUAACAAGUGCUCUAGCAGCCGCUGUCUACCAAGAGGGAUGUCUUGAUACCUCACUAAUGCUUCUGUCCUUUGACUACGAGAAGUUUUACACUCUAUGUAAGAGAGUAUAUAAAGAGGAAUCUAUAUAUAUAUAUAUAUAUAUAUA